ACAAUUACCUGCUUAAUAUAUUAAGCAGCAAGCAGUUGUGUUAGAUAUUAAUCUUUUCUUUUGCUUCCCUUGACUAGGAAAAAGAAAAUGGAGCAGUGGUGGUGGUAUCUUUGGUUUUCAAUCAUCUCUUUGUUUGGUGCAAGUUUGGGGAACUGGAUUCACAGGUGGAGGAACCCUAAAUGCAACGGCAAACUCCCUCCAGGUUCCAUGGGACUCCCACUUAUAGGAGAGACCCUUAGUUUUUUUGUCACUUCCAACUCCAUUGACAUCCAUCCUUUUGUCGCUCAAAGAAUGAAAAGGUAUGGUUCAUUGUUCAAGACGAGUUUAGCAGGGAGACCAGUGGUGGUAUCAUUAGAUCCAGAUUUCAACUAUUUCGUGCUGCAACAAGAGGACAAACUUGUCGAACUAUAUUACAUGGAUUCCCUGGCCAAGUUGGUUCACCAAGACGACAUGAAAAACAUAGGUGGCGACUUCCACAAGUAUUUCAGGCGCGUCAUCCUCAGUCACUUCGGACAUGAGCCUCUGAAACACAAGCUGUUGUCUCAGUUUGAGGAUGUCAUAAACCAUGAAUUGCAGGACUGGAGCAAGCUGCCUCAGGUUGAUCUUAAACACCAAACUGCUUCUAUGUUAUUUAACACGGCCUCAAAGAUUCUGAUGAGCUGUGUACCAGAAGAAAAUUUAGGUCAUGAUUUGAGCGACAUCUUGCAAGGACUUAUGACAUUUCCCGUAUAUUUUCCUGGGACCGCUUUCUACAAAUGUCUAAAGAAGAAAGAGAAAGCAUUGAAGCUGACGAGUGGGGUGCUAGAAGAGAGAAUGAAUUUGUAUCCAACAGAUAAAGGAGAUUUGCUGGAGAAAAUGGUGGGAGACAUGGGAAAGGAAGCAGGCUUGACCAAACAAUUCGUCUCCCACGCCUUAUUUGGACUCCUUAUUGCCACCAUUGAGACUAUUGCCCCAACUAUCACUUUGGCUGCUAAGUAUCUAUUGGACAACCCAUCAGCGUUGCAACAUUUAACUGAGGAGCAUGAGAGAAUUGUGAAGAAGAGAGAAGAUGCCAAAUCUGGAGUUUCUUGGGAUGAUUACAAAUCCAUGACUUUUACUCAUUACGUCAUUAACGAGACACUUAUGUUAGGUAAUUUCCUUCCUGGGAUCUUCAGAAGAACCAUAGCUGAUAUUCCCGUUAACGGGUAUACCAUACCAAAAGGUUGGGUUCUAUUGAUUAUUCCCGCUGUCCUUCAUCUUGAUCCUAAUACCUAUGAAGAUCCUCUUGCCUUCAACCCUUGGAGAUGGAAGAACAUUGAGCGCAAUACGAUGGCAAAGAAAUUCAUACCAUUUGGUGGAGGGAAUAGGGCAUGUGCAGGAGCAGAGUUCAGCAGGGUUCUAGUUGCUGUCUUUUUACAUGUCUGGUUCUCCAAAUUCAGGUUGACCAAAAUUAAGGGAGGGGACGUGGCUCGUGCGCCUCUUCUGAUGUUUAAAAAUGUUUUUUAUGUUAAAGUUUCAGAAAAAUAAUACUAAUUAAUUGUUACUUAUAGAGACGUAUGCAUUAGAUAUCCGAUACUGUCUUGUCUUAACUUAAACUAGUUGGCUGCAAUAUUCAACCAAUCAUAAUAUUAAGUGCUCUGUUUAAAAUAGGGAUAAUGGCACGAAAGACCCUAUACUUAAGUGUUUGUUCUAGUGUAAUACCUAUAUUUUCAAAAUGUCCAAUUUAAUUUUUGUA
This is a messenger RNA of Gossypium raimondii (Peruvian cotton), 1714 nucleotides long. Its product is annotated as beta-amyrin 16-alpha-hydroxylase CYP87D16. Gene Ontology annotation, molecular function: iron ion binding; monooxygenase activity; oxidoreductase activity, acting on paired donors, with incorporation or reduction of molecular oxygen. NCBI's taxonomy places the organism in Eukaryota, Viridiplantae, Streptophyta, Magnoliopsida, Malvales, Malvaceae. The record is from RefSeq and is a predicted model, not a curated record. The transcript has 9 exons. Bases 88 to 1506 code for a protein of 472 amino acids. Gene Ontology annotation, biological process: sterol metabolic process.